GUCCCCGCGGGCUCCCGGAAGGGGGCGCUGUCUGCGGCGUCGCAGCGGCCCUGGCUGCCGGGAGACGAUCUCCCGGCGGGCUGUGCGGCCCGGCUCGGGCGGCUGCGAGUGCCACGUCCCAAGUGCUACGCGGAGUCGUGGAAGCGGGCGGUGCGCGAGGCGGAGCAGCGCUGAGCCGGCCGGGCCGUACGGAUCGCCCGCCGCCAUGGGCUCCUCGCAGAGCGUCGAGAUCCCAGGCGGCGGCACGGAGGGCUACCACGUCUUGCGGGUACAGGAAAAUUCCCCAGGACACAGAGCUGGGCUGGAGCCUUUCUUUGACUUUAUCGUUUCUAUUAACGGUUCGAGAUUAAAUAAAGACAAUGACACUCUCAAGGAUUUACUGAAAGCCAAUGUUGAAAAGCCUGUAAAAAUGCUCAUCUAUAGUAGCAAAACCCUAGAGCUUCGGGAGACCUCAGUUACACCAAGCAACUUGUGGGGCGGCCAGGGCUUGCUGGGGGUGAGCAUCCGUUUCUGCAGCUUUGAUGGUGCCAACGAGAACGUUUGGCAUGUGCUGGAAGUGGAACCAAAUUCCCCAGCAGCACUGGCAGGCCUGAGACCUCACAGUGAUUACAUCAUUGGAGCUGAUACUGUCAUGAAUGAGUCUGAAGACCUGUUCAGCCUUAUUGAGACCCACGAAGCAAAGCCCCUGAAGCUCUACGUGUACAACACGGACACCGACAACUGUCGGGAAGUGAUCAUUACACCCAAUUCUGCGUGGGGUGGAGAAGGCAGCCUUGGAUGUGGUAUUGGCUAUGGUUAUUUGCAUCGAAUACCUACACGCCCAUUUGAAGAAGGAAAGAAAAUUUCCCUUCCAGGACAGAUGACCGGCACACCCAUUACUCCUCUUAAGGAUGGCUUUACGGAGGUCCAGCUGUCCUCAGUUAGUCCCCCGUCUUUGUCAACCCCGGGAAGUGCAGGAAUAGAACAGAGUCUGUCUGGACUUUGUGUGAGCUCAGCUCCCCCAGCGGUCAGCAGUGUUCUCAGUACAGGUGCACCAACUGUACCGUUAUUGCCACCACAAGUAAACCCAUCCCUUGCUUCCAUGCCGCCAAUGAACCCAGCUACGACAUUACCAAGUCUGAUGCCUUUGCCAGCAGGGCUGCCUAACCUCCCCAGCCUCCCCAACUUCAACCUCCCCGUCCCACACCUCACGCCAGGGGUCGGCUUGCCGGAGCUCGGGAACCCGGGUCUGCCACCUCUUCCCUCCUUGCCUCCCCGAAACUUACCUGGCAUUGCACCUCUCCCCAUGCCGUCUGAGUUCCUCCCGCCAUUCCCUUUGGUUCCAGACGGUUCUUCUGCAGCCAGCGCAGGGGAGCCGCUGUCCUCCCUGCCUGCCAUGGGCCCACCUUCUGACCCUGUCAUGACUACUGCAAAGGCAGAGGCUGCCUCCUCACUCACUGUGGAGACGAUGUCCCCUGCUUCCAAGGUCCCCACCAUUGUUGAGGACAGAGUCGGCGACUCCCCACCAGCCAUGGAGAAGCCUGUUUCUGCAGUUACUGAUGCAAAUGCUUCUGAGUCUUCUUAACUUGGAAUCAAUCGUCACAGUCGACGUGGUCUAUUUAUUUAACCACAAGAUCAUGUCUGGAACCGCAGACCACCAUUGAUUUCAUACUAGUUUGUACCGUAUCUGUAGACAUCCUGUACAUAAUUCUAGGGGGAAACUACGCAAGAGGCCAAGGGCUUGUCUCCCACCAAGUUGGGUGGAAUCAGCCAGGGAGGGGUGUGAGAAUGUGCUUGCAUUUUAAACAACCGAAAAGAGUUGUUCUGGGUGGCUUGUGCCAGGCACCUCCCGCCAUCCUGGGAUGUCCAUCUUUGGGAAAGAGAUGGCAGGGUGCCCACUGCUAUUCCUUGUGUAAGGAAAUGAAAUAUUUGAUGCCUGGUGCCCACACGCAACAUUUCUUGUACUUUGUAAAUUGUUUGCAAGAACACAGACCACCUCACUAAACUGUAAAAGGAAACAAGAAUUUACUGCUGGUCUCUGUGAGUCGCAUCUCAAUUAAGGUUUACACAAAACUCCCCCUUUUUUUGAAGAUGUUUUGUCCUGGUUACACAGCACACUGUUAAUUGAGCAUCUUUUUAUUCUGCCUGUAUACAGACCUUGUUCUGAACUCAGAAGUACUCAGACACCAUUUUGUAGCUGCUGCUGUUGCUUUAGAUGCCUGCGGUGAGAUGGCAUUUAAAGAGAAAUAAAGGAGGGCUGCACUUUGUAGCUACUUAACAGUAUAGUGACCCCGGGAGAGCAUAGUCACAGCAAUAAACUACAGUGGCUUUACUUUU
Onychomys torridus (southern grasshopper mouse) is the source of this 2316-nucleotide messenger RNA. It is a transcript of the gene Gorasp2, whose product is annotated as golgi reassembly stacking protein 2. Lineage: Eukaryota; Metazoa; Chordata; Mammalia; Rodentia; Cricetidae. The coding region runs from base 206 to 1564 and encodes 452 amino acids. Gene Ontology annotation, molecular function: protein binding. The transcript has 10 exons. Gene Ontology annotation, biological process: Golgi organization. Gene Ontology annotation, cellular component: Golgi apparatus. The record is from RefSeq and is a predicted model, not a curated record.